AUGGCAACCGGAGCAGUGCAACAUUCGCCAAAUGAGGCGCCAGGAACCAUGGUCUUUUCCAAGGUAAAUGGCAACCUACAUCACAGGGAAAAGCAACUCGUCGAGUCCCUCCGCCCUUCUCCGCGAUCCUCGAACCCUUUCCUCAUCACAGAGCGCCAGGACGAGAAGCAACUGUGCAUCUCCUCGAGGAGUUUGCAUGUGAAUGAUUUUGUGCUCGUCAAGACUCUUGGAACCGGCACUUUCGCUCGGGUGUGGCUCGCAAGGUUAAAAGACCAAAAGGACAAGGACAAAGUCUAUGCGUUGAAAAUUCUUCGAAAGGCGGACGUGAUCAAACUCAAGCAAGUGGAACAUGUGCGCAACGAGCGGAAGGCGCUCGCAGCGGUCGUUGACCACCCAUUCAUUACCACAUUGAUUGCAUCAUUCUCGGAUGAGAAGUGCCUCUACAUGCUGCUGGACUAUUGUCCUGGGGGUGAAAUAUUCACGUAUCUACGACGACAACGACGCUUUAGCGAAGAAGUCUCGACGUUCUACGCCGCCGAAAUAGCAAUGACAAUCGAGUUCCUGCACGACGUUCACGGAGUUGCCUACCGAGAUCUCAAACCGGAGAAUAUCCUGUUGGAUGCCGAUGGUCACCUCAAGCUUGUUGACUUCGGGUUUGCGAAGCAAGUCGAUAAUCGCGAGACAUACACAUUAUGCGGCACACCGGAAUAUCUAGCUCCAGAGGUCAUCCAAAACAGCGGCCAUGGACUUGCAGUGGACUGGUGGGCUCUUGGAAUCUUGAUUUACGAAUUCUUGAUCGGACAGCCUCCUUUCUGGGAUCAGAACCCUAUGCGCAUCUACGAGCAGAUUAUCGAAGGCCGUCUACGCUUCCCACCCAAUAUGCCGGCUGCAGCACAGAACAUCGUCUCCCUACUCUGUAAAACGAAUCCGACGGAACGACUGGGCCACAUCUCUGGUGGCUCGACUCGAGUCAAGUCCCAUCCGUUCUUUCAAGAUGUCAUUUGGGAUGAUUUGUUUUAUCGGCGGGUGAAAGGACCUAUAAUACCCCGCCUAUCACACCCCGCGGACACGGGUAACUUUGAAGAAUACCCGGAUCCCCCCGACCUCAGAAACACGAACAUUUACACGGAGGAUCUGAAGAAGAAGUACGAGCCAUUAUUCAGUGACUUCUGA
This is a messenger RNA of Penicillium egyptiacum, 1173 nucleotides long. The record is from the annotation of a GenBank genome assembly. Lineage: Eukaryota; Fungi; Ascomycota; Eurotiomycetes; Eurotiales; Aspergillaceae.